AUGGCCGCUUCCAAGCCCGCUUACAAGGUCGCUGACAUCAGCCUUGCUGAUUUCGGACGCAAGGAAAUCACCAUUGCCGAAAAUGAAAUGCCAGGACUUAUGGCCAUGCGCGCCAAGUACGGACCAAGCAAGCCUUUGAAGGGAGCCCGUAUUGCUGGAUGCCUCCACAUGACCAUCCAAACUGCCGUCCUCAUCGAGACCCUCGUUGAGCUCGGAGCCACCGUCCAGUGGUCAUCUUGCAACAUCUUCUCCACCCAAGACCACGCUGCUGCUGCUAUCGCCGCCGCCGGAGUCCCAGUCUACGCCUGGAAGGGAGAGACCGAUGAGGAAUACGAAUGGUGCAUUGAGCAAACUAUCGUCUGGCAAGAUGGACAACCACUCAACAUGAUCCUUGAUGAUGGAGGUGAUCUUACCAACCUUGUCCACCAAAAGUACCCACAAUACAUCGCCGGAAUUCGUGGUCUUUCUGAGGAAACCACCACCGGAGUCCACAACUUGGCCAAGAUGCUCGCUAAGGGAGAACUCAAGAUCCCAAGCAUCAACGUCAACGACUCCGUCACCAAGUCCAAGUUCGAUAACCUUUACGGAAUCCGUGAGUCUCUUCCUGAUGGAAUCAAGAGAGCCACUGAUGUUAUGCUCGCCGGAAAGGUCGCCGUCGUCGCCGGAUACGGAGAUGUCGGAAAGGGAUCUGCUGCUUCCCUCAAGGCUUUCGGAUCUCGUGUUAUCGUUACCGAGAUCGACCCCAUCAACGCUCUCCAAGCCGCCAUGGAAGGAUACGAAGUCACCACCCUCGAGGAGGCUGCACCAAAGGCCAACAUCGUCGUUACCACCACUGGAUGCAAGGAUAUCGUCACCGGAAAGCACUUCGAGCUUCUUCCAAAUGACGCCAUCGUCUGCAACGUCGGACACUUCGAUUGUGAAAUCGAUGUUAAGUGGUUGAACAACAACGCCGCCAGCAAGGACACCGUCAAGCCACAAGUCGACAGAUACACCUUGAAGAACGGACGUCACAUCAUCCUCCUCGCCGAAGGAAGACUCGUCAACUUGGGAUGUGCCACUGGACAUCCAUCUUUCGUCAUGUCCAACUCCUUCACCAACCAAGUCCUCGCUCAAGUUGAGCUCUGGACCAAGUUCGGAACCCCACAAGAAUACAAGAUCGGACUCUACGUCUUGCCAAAAUCUCUUGAUGAAGAAGUCGCUGCUCUCCAUCUUGAGAAGCUCGGAGUUAAGCUUACCAAGCUCAGCACCGAACAAGCUUCUUAUCUCGGAAUCCCAAUCGAAGGACCAUACAAACCAGAUCACUACAGAUAUUAA
Messenger RNA from Auanema sp. JU1783, 1314 nucleotides. NCBI's taxonomy places the organism in Eukaryota, Metazoa, Nematoda, Chromadorea, Rhabditida, Rhabditidae. The record is from the annotation of a GenBank genome assembly.